AAAACAAAACCCUUACCUUCCAAAUCUUGUUCCUUCUGGUAGCUUGGCACGACAAGCAUGGCGUCGUUCGUGUCUCUGAAAUCGACGAUAUUCGACAGAGAAGAGAAAAAACAGCAGUAUCAGGCACAUAUACGAGGCCUCAAUGCAUACGAUCGCCACAAAAAAUUCAUCAACGAUUACGUUAGUUUCUAUGGGAAAGAAAAACCUUCAAACUUAAAGUUGCCUAUUAAAACAGAUCAAGAUACACUAAGAGAAGGAUACAGAUUCAUACGUUCAGAGGAAGAUGAUAUGAAUCCAUCAUGGGAACAAAGGCUGGUGAAGCGUUAUUAUGAUAAGCUUUUUAAGGAAUACUGCCUUGCUGACAUGUCACAGUACAAGAGUGGUAAGAUUGGUCUCAGAUGGAGGACAGAGAAGGAAGUCAUAUCUGGCAAGGGCCAGUUCAUAUGUGGUAACAAGCAUUGCAAUGAGAAAGAUGGAUUAGCAAGCUAUGAGGUGAACUUUUGUUACUUUGAAGCUGGAGAAAACAAACAAGCCCUAGUUAAAUUGGUAACUUGUGAGAGAUGUGCACAGAAACUUAACUACAAGAGGAAGAAAGAGAAGGAGCAAUUAGAAAAGAGACUACAAGAACAAGAUGGAAGAAAGAGGAGUCGUUCAAAGAGCGACGAUGAUCUGGAUGAGUUCCAAGAAAGCAAGGAGAGAAGGAAGAAAGGGAAAAAGGCUUUGAUUUCAGCCAGUGAUCAUAUAAUUGAUGAUGAUGAUGAUGAUGAUGAUAACUUAGAUGAGUUUCUUGAAGGGAUGUUUCCCUGAUCUUAGCUGAUUGAUUGCUAUACCCGAUCCUGACACCAAAGCUGAGCAGAUAGAGAAGGUGAGGCAGUGAUGGGGGCAAGCGGGUGAUCUGCAGGUGGAUGCCUAAAACACUGGAAUGUGGUGACCAUGAAUGCUUUGGACAAAAAUAUUACCGUUUACAUUUUCUAACCCCUCAGAAUAUUGUGCAGACUAUAAUUGUAAAAUAUGGUAGGCAAGUUUGUAUUCUGUACAUCUUGUAUAGCAUCCCUUUUCAUAAUGUCAAUUAUGAAAAUUGCAAAGACACAAGUACCAACUGUUAUCCAUAUAUCAGGCGUAAAAUAUUGUGGAAAUUAUGAUUAUUAG
This is a messenger RNA of Gastrolobium bilobum, 1149 nucleotides long. RefSeq lists its product as uncharacterized. The transcript has 11 exons. NCBI's taxonomy places the organism in Eukaryota, Viridiplantae, Streptophyta, Magnoliopsida, Fabales, Fabaceae. The record is from RefSeq and is a predicted model, not a curated record. The coding region runs from base 58 to 807 and encodes 249 amino acids. Gene Ontology annotation, biological process: dephosphorylation. Gene Ontology annotation, molecular function: phosphatase activity.